AUGCCAGUCCCAAAGCAGCUCCUCUCGCAGAUCAAGCAGCUCAUCCCCCCGCUCAACGGCACCCUUCACAAGGGCCAAUCAGGCCGCGUUGGCGUCCUUGGCGGUGCACUAGACUACACCGGCGCGCCCUUCUUCGCGUCCAUGUCCUCGAUGCGCAUGGGCGCCGACCUCGCGCACGUCAUCUGCUCCCCCACCGCCGCCGCCGCCAUCAAGUCCUACUCACCCGACCUCAUCGUCCACCCCAUCCUCCGCGAGGACCAGUCCCCCGCCGACCUCCGUCCCGCGCUGUCCUCCCUCCUUGAGCGUCUGCACGUCCUCGUCAUCGGCCCAGGUCUCGGCCGUGAGGACUACAUGCAGAACUGUGCCAAGCUCGCGCUCAACAUCGCAAAGGAGCAGGGCAUGUACAUCGUCCUCGACGCAGACGCCCUCUGGAUGAUCGGCCACGACCUCUCCCUCGUCCGCGGCUACCACAAAGCCGUCCUCACCCCCAACGUCGUCGAGUUCAAGCGUCUCUCCGAGGACGUCAACCUGGACCCCUCCACGCCAGCCAGCGAGCGCGCCAUGCGCAUCUCCCGCGCCCUCGGCGGCGUCACCAUCCUCGAAAAAGGCAAGGAGGACACCAUCGCGACCGACACAGCUAGCACGUUGGGCGGCUUCGAGUUGACGGAGGAGCAGAUUAGCGUCGAUACACCCGGCGGGUACAAGCGGUGUGGCGGGCAAGGCGACAUCCUCGGCGGAACGGUCGGCACAUUCCUCGCGUGGGGAAAGUGCUAUGAAAGUGGAGCGUUCGGCGAUAAAUCGCUCCCGAGCUCACGCAUACCGCUGCUUGCCGCGGUCGGCGGGUCGAUGGUCACGCGGACUGCUUCGAGGCGCGCGUUCGCCAAGUACGGGCGAGGUGUGGUGACGGAGGACAUGCUCGGCGAGAUUGGCGGCGCGUUCUCCGAGGUGUUCACCAGCGAGGGCGAGAAUGGGUGGAACGUGUUGGGCGAAGCGGGAAGGCUCUGA
Molecule: messenger RNA, 1005 nt
Organism: Laetiporus sulphureus 93-53
Lineage: Eukaryota; Fungi; Basidiomycota; Agaricomycetes; Polyporales; Laetiporaceae
Product: Ribokinase-like protein
Exons: 7
Coding region: 1-1005 (334 amino acids)
Biological process (GO): metabolite repair
Molecular function (GO): ATP-dependent NAD(P)H-hydrate dehydratase activity
Source: RefSeq, a predicted model, not a curated record